UCAACAUUUCAUCCUCACUCCAUCAUAGUAAUAACAACAAGAGAGAAGACGUAUUUUCAUUAUGGCCACUAUAGCUAGUCGAAGUGAUUUUAUUGUUGGUUCCAAAUAUCGUUUAGUUAGAAAAAUAGGUUCUGGUUCCUUUGGUGAUAUAUAUCUUGGAAUAAAUGUAACCAAUGGUGAAGAAGUAGCCGUUAAAUUGGAAUCAAUUAAAGCAAGACAUCCUCAGCUCCUCUACGAAUCUAAAUUAUAUAGAGUAUUGGCUGGUGGUGUAGGCAUCCCACAUAUACGAUGGUAUGGCCAAGAACGAGAUUACAAUGUUCUAGUAAUGGAUCUGUUAGGUCCUUCUUUAGAGGAUCUAUUCAAUUUCUGCUCCCGUCGUUUUACUAUGAAAACUGUUCUAAUGCUUGCUGAUCAAAUGAUAGGAAGAAUUGAGUUUGUGCACAACAAGAACUUCAUUCAUAGGGAUAUAAAACCUGAUAAUUUUCUUAUGGGCAUUGGUCGUCAUUGUAAUAAAUUGUUUCUCAUUGACUUUGGUUUGGCAAAAAAAUAUAGAGAUAGCCGUUCUCGGCAACAUAUUGCUUACCGAGAAGACAAAAAUUUGACGGGUACAGCUCGGUAUGCCUCUAUUAACGCUCACCUUGGUAUCGAGCAAAGUCGUAGAGAUGAUAUGGAAUCAUUGGGCUAUGUGCUAAUGUAUUUCAACCGAGGGUCACUUCCUUGGCAAGGUCUUAAGGCUGCCACUAAAAAGCAAAAAUAUGAAAAAAUCUCUGAAAAAAAGAUGUCAACGUCUAUUGAUAUGCUAUGUAAAGGUUUCCCAGCCGAGUUUUCUAUGUAUUUGUCUUAUUGUCGAGGCUUACGAUUUGAAGAGGCGCCCGAUUACAUGUAUCUUCGUCAACUAUUCCGCAUACUAUUUCGUACCUUAAACCACUCAUAUGAUUAUAUUUUCGACUGGACAAUGUUGAAGCAAAAAGCGGCUGCCACCAUCGCUGGAGCAUCUUCAUCGCAAAAUGUAACUGCAACUGGAGCCACGGGUGGCCGUUAGAGAUGAUUAAAACAAAUUGUUUGAAGGAGAAUCAAAUCUGUAAUCUGCUUAAUAACAUACAAACACACAAACACACUUGAAUCCGAUGUUACCAUGUAUAAACGAAAACAAUAUUGUAUUCACAAUUGUAAUCAACUUCUUUCUCAACUCUCUCUCUCUCUUUCUCCUCUUUUUCUCUAUCUUUUUCUCGACUAUCUAUCCCAUAGUCACACAAACCACACACCACACUACACAUACAAACAUAAACACACCAACAGGAUAAACAAAAAACACUAUGUGCUUCAGCUCAUCUUGGUAGAUUUGAAUGAAAACAAAAUCUAUUACUACACCAACACAAUAGCCAUCUUCAAAAAACAAAAUUAAAACCAGUGAGCACGCAUCUUCAUCAUAUUAUCAUCGUUACCUUUUCAUCACAAUUAUCAUCAACCAACCAACAACCAGCAACAACAAGCAAACAAACAACUUUAAGUUUGAAUUUUUUUUCUCUUCAUUUCUAUUUUCUCUCACUUCUCUUUUGAGAGUGAUUAAAUGCUUUUCAAGAUAACACAAAAUCAAAUAAUCUUUUCGUUUUAUCAUCCAUUUUCGUUCUCUCUCCCUCUCCCUCUCCAUCUCUCUCUCUCUCUCUCUCUUUCCUUGCCUCUCUCGCUCUUUCUCUUUCUCUUCCUCUUUCUCUACAUCAAACAUCAUAUACAUUUUUUCAUCAACCAUCUCCAUCGAUUUCAUCAAGAUAUAAAUGCACAUCAUCUUCAUCCUUCAUCACCGUCUCAUGAUCAACGUACCAACAUCAUCAACAACUAUGGAUCCUAAAACAAAAAAAACUGAUCACAUUAACAAAUUAUGUGUCUCACUAACAUCAAACCAUCAAAAUCCUCAAAAAAUAGAUAAACAAACUAAAUUAUUGAUACUAUCACAGUGAUGAUGAUAAUUAUGAUGAUAAUGAUGAUGGUGAUUAUUAUUAUUAUUAUUGCUUAUUAUACUUGUUCUCUCUCUCUCUCUUGGCUGUUGCCAAUUAAUAAUAAUAAUAAUAAUUGAUUCUGAUGCCUCUUA
This is a messenger RNA of Panonychus citri (citrus red mite), 2089 nucleotides long. RefSeq names its product casein kinase I. The transcript has 4 exons. Gene Ontology annotation, cellular component: cytoplasm; nucleus. Lineage: Eukaryota; Metazoa; Arthropoda; Arachnida; Trombidiformes; Tetranychidae. Bases 62 to 1042 code for a protein of 326 amino acids. Gene Ontology annotation, biological process: peptidyl-serine phosphorylation; signal transduction; negative regulation of canonical Wnt signaling pathway. The record is from RefSeq and is a predicted model, not a curated record. Gene Ontology annotation, molecular function: protein serine/threonine kinase activity; ATP binding.